Messenger RNA from Pollicipes pollicipes, 2724 nucleotides. RefSeq lists its product as uncharacterized. The coding region runs from base 307 to 1056 and encodes 249 amino acids. The record is from RefSeq and is a predicted model, not a curated record. NCBI's taxonomy places the organism in Eukaryota, Metazoa, Arthropoda, Thecostraca, Pollicipedomorpha, Pollicipedidae. The transcript has 6 exons.
AGACUAGGCCACGGUGUCAUACCGCUGACGUCAACGGGUUGGGGGUGUUGAAGGCAGAAGCCAGUGGAUAACCGCGGCCGAUUGGUAUCUGGUGUUCGUUGCGAUGAAUCUGUGAACGGACCUAAGAUAGAUGUCCAUUUUGAUGGCUGAAUGAGACUACAUAUUCCGAGCAUUGCAAUUUAGAGUGUUUGUGCCCUAUUGACGACUGCAACGACGCGGACUAACAGAAUCAUAGGCGCAGUUUGAGGCGGUUUGGCUUGAAAUGCGCGACUUCCAGUUAGAGGUUUGAUACAGACCUGGCAAAGGAUGGCAAGCACAUCCAAGAUUUGGAUUGCUUUGAGAAACACAGUGGUCAACUGGCCACCGCUCAUACUGUUUGUAGCAUGCCUCAUAACAUUAAGUGGGGUAACAUUUGUUUUGGGUGCGUAUGUGUACAACACUGAAGACAUUCUGGACAGGGAUUCUUUGUCGUGGAACGCGUUCCUCGGCGACAUGGAGCGGCACGGCUUCUGCCCGCACGCGGCGCCGGCCGCGCCCUCCGCCAAUGCCACGACCCCCGACCACCUGGUGGGCGUCUCCCUGCUGCUGCCGGCGGUCGGGGCGCAGCACCUGGCGGCCAACGCCUCCGUGCUCACGCUGGAGGAGUCGCGUCCGGCCGGCCUCAACGUCAGCUUGGAGCCGAUGACGGCGACAGCCGGCGGCGCCGUGCUGCUCUGUGUGCGCGUGACCGGGCCGGCAGCCGGCCUGCCGCGGCCCGGCCGGACUGCGCCCCCCGCCUGCGACGCCUCAGCCGCCGCCGGCCCCGGCUCGCUGGGGCUGACAUCCGACGGUGCAUGCGCCGCCGGCGCGCCGCGCUACCGGCUCAAGUACACGGCAGCGCCCGCUUGGGAGCUCACGCUGUCCAUGGUGGACCGGGAGCGGGUGUACGCCCACCUCAGCUGCACCAGCGUCUUUCUGAUGGUGAUGGCUGUGUGCAUGCUGCUGUGCACCCUGGUCCGCAACCGGUCGCGCUACACCCUCACACCCGGUGACAAGGUGCCGCUGUCUGACGGCUGAAGAAAGUCGACGCUUUCCCUGCACUGUGCCUUAUUGUUAUUAGUGGUGGCUAACUGUGUCAGUAAGCAUGUCCCGCCGGCAGUGCCUCCCGUGCGCGGCGGGCGCACCGCGGUGUGAUACCGUUAAUCAGUGGCGUAGUUUAUUUAUUGUUACCGUCCCGUUUGCCGUGUGCUGUGCUGUGAUGUGUGACAAGCAGUGGUGCGGGUGUGGCGUAUUGCCGGGCUCGUUGUUUGCGGCCUAACGGUCGGCCGGACUGGCGGAUGUUUGUCGAGUAAGCCGCGCGGAUGGCGGCCUGUGCGCCUGCAACCCUAUCUGUGGGUACGUUCCGGCCGUUGCGGACCUUCGUCGGCGUCGGUUGUGUUUGUUUUGCGGCGGUGGUUGGUCAGUAGCAGCGGGCUUGAAACAGUUGGCCCCCGUGGCCGUCGGGGUUUGACACGCUCCUCGUGCCGGCCUGUCCCCAGAUCCCGUCCGAUCCGACUCGGUCUCGCACGCCGUGAGCCUCCACCCCCCGAGAGGCUUGGCCGACGCGGAGCUCUCGUGCCCGCCUCCGCGCGUGGACGCGCCUCUCUUCCCUCGCCGCACCUCUGCCGUCCAACGUCCAACUCCGAGGUUACCGCCACCCUGUCCUGACCGUGGCGCCCUCCAGCCCGUGACCGGCUCGACGCACGACCCCGGAGUCUGGACUUUGUACUACGUGCCGUUUGCCUUGGCACGGCCACUUGGAAAGGGCGCCGAGCCGCGCUCAGGUCGGGCCGCUCAGACCACAACCGUUUUCGCAAAGUCAAGUGUGCAUUACUCACAGAGUUGGAAGUCAUACAAUGAUGCAAAACAGUCGGAACGCGGCCUGCAGCCGGAGAACGGUCCGCAGGGGGAAAGUCGCUACCCGCUGCCUGGGGAGCUGAGUACCUUGGUGACUGGCACGUGGAUGGAUGGAUGGGAAAACUGCAGCGUGAGCCGGCAAAAUGUCUGGAGCUCGGGACCGUAUAUCUUGGGAUAACCACCAUGUUGCCCCCAGGGGUUCCCGCGUGGGUCGGUAAUCGCAAAGCUGCGUGGGCGGCGUCCAGGUGGAGGGUGUGAAUCACGUGAAAAAGGGGUUGGUGUGGAGAACAUAAGGGCGCGCUUGCUGAGCGCUCCCGACGUUGUUAACUCAGUUACUCUCGUGUAUAAUUUCGCGGGAACAUAUCAGUUAGCUACAUGCAAAGCGGUCGUGGUAAUCUCCAGACUUAAAAGUGUACCGAACGGUACUGCCGGGGAUCACUAAUCUGCUCAAGAUAAUCAUUCCAAAAAGUGGUUGCUCGUUUUGUCGACUGCAUAUGAAGGUGGCCAUGGCCAUGGCCAGCGCCGGCGUACUUACGAAAAAUAGGCCUUCCUAUCCCAGUGCAGUGCCAGAAGUGCCGAGACAUGCGCACGGGAGGUGUGUUUUCGGUUAAUUACAAACUAUGAAGUCGCGUUAUCACGUCACAUGUCACGCCGCACCAGACCUUUUACCAGUCUAGUGACCUGGUGGACGGCCGCCACAUUAUUCAGGGUCGAGCAGCCACGCGGAAGGGGGCGAAGAGAGUGGGUACGGCAAACUCAGAAAGACAUUGUGUGCACCCUCGUGCCUGUUUCUUCCGUUUCACCGUGUCCGUGUGUUGAAAUACAGACGCCACGUCCUGCUGGAGUUUU